CCAAGGGGCACUCACCCACCCAUGACGGCCACUGGCAGCCUCGAGACACAUCACAUCACCGCCUGCCCACAGCCACAAGGUGAGUAACGGCAAUGGGGAUGGGGAUGGGGUGCUCGGGUGUCCCCUCACUGUUGGCUCCCUGGCAGGGCCAUGCAGAUCCUGACGUGCCCGGCCCAUUUGCAGCGUCUGGAGGCUGCCCUGCGCAGCAGCCUGCCUCGUUCCCUGCCGGUGAGCCACCCACAGCCGCCCCUCCACCAUGGGGGUCGUGGGCCACCCCGUUCCCUCCCUGACACCCCCGGGGCACACAAUGCCAGGCCAUUCCCGAGCACCGUGAGCCUGCCCCAGCCGACCCCAACCUGCCUGAGCUCUGCCACCCGCUCAAGGGCAGCCCGUCUUCGGGCUUUGCAGGUGUACGGGGCCGUGCUGAACAUCAACCGUGGCAACCCUGGGGACUUCGAGGUGGCAGUGGAUGCCUGGCCCAACUUCAGUGCUGUGCUGGCGCGGCACAGAGGAGAGGCACCGCUGAAUGACAGCUACAGGAACCUGUGCAGCGCCUUCUACCGGGAUGUGGGCGCCUACCGGGCCCUGCUGGAGAGCCCGGGCUGCCUGCGCUGGGACUCCGCUUUCCACAUCUUCGGUGGCUGUGGGGACAACCAUGGGGACGCGGGAGGAACGAGGAGGCUGCAGGAUGGCGUGCUGACGGUGUCUCAGGACAUUGCAAUGGCCAAGGGCAUAGAGCUGGAGGUGACUGAGUACUACACCUACCUGCACCCUGACCCCAGCACUCUACCAGAGCCACAGCUGGACCCUGACCUGCAGCUGGGCACGCUGAGCCCGGCGCACGUGGAGCUGCUGGACUCAACGUGGCCGUACGGGGGGAACGCGUGGAGCCGGCGCUACCUGGGGGAGCUGCUGCGCCGAUUCCCCUACCUAUGCCUGCAGGACCCGGCCGGGGAUCUCCUGUGCUGGGUGCUGAGCGAUGGCUUCGCAGCGGGAGCGCACGGCUACACGGUGCCGGCCCAGCGGCGCCGCGGACUGAUGCGGGCGCUGACGAUCAUGGCUGCCCGACGGGCGCACGGCCGCGGCUUCCCGGUGUACGGCCACACGGCCACGGGGAACCGGGGGAUGCAGAGGCUGCAGGAGGAUUUGGGGCACCGCCGGGUGCCGGGGCUGUGCCGCUUCGUGCUGCACAACCCUGCCCUGGCGCGGGCUGCGCCCUGAGCGCCCCCGGGGAGAAACGUGUGA
Phasianus colchicus (ring-necked pheasant) is the source of this 1245-nucleotide messenger RNA. The record is from RefSeq and is a predicted model, not a curated record. Lineage: Eukaryota; Metazoa; Chordata; Aves; Galliformes; Phasianidae.